AUGGCCGAUGUGAGCUGGAAGAUGCUGGAGCUGCGAGCUCGUUCUAAACGUUCAGGUUCAAUUUAUGAGCCACUUAAAAGUAUUAACCUUCCAAAACCAGAGGGGGGAAGUCUGUGGGAUAAACUAGAUCAUUAUUACAGAAUUGUUAAGUCAACAUUGUUGCUUCAUCAAAGCCCAACGACAGGCCUAUUUCCUACAAAGACAUACGGUGAUAACCGAAAGGCAAAAGUACAUGACAGUCUUUACUGUGCUGCAUGUGCCUGGGCAUUAGCCCUCGCUUACAGGCGUAUUGAUGAUGACAAGGGAAGGACUCAUGAAUUGGAGCAUUCUGCUAUAAAGUGUAUGAGAGGAAUUCUCUACUGCUACAUGCGUCAGGCCGAUAAGGUUCAGCAAUUUAAGCAAGACCCCAAACCAUCUGCAUGUCUUCAUUCUGUUUUCAGUGCACACACUGGAGAUGAGGUCUUCUCCCAUAAGGAAUAUGGUCACCUUCAGAUAAAUGCUGUGUCGUUAUUUCUCCUCUAUUUGGUUGAGAUGAUCUCUUCGGGGCUGCAGAUUAUCUACAACACAGAUGAGGUGUCCUUCAUUCAAAAUCUUGUGUUUUGUGUGGAAAGAGCCUAUCGUGUACCAGAUUUUGGUGUCUGGGAAAGAGGAAGUAAAUACAACAAUGGUAGUCCAGAGCUGCAUUCAAGCUCUGUGGGACUGGCAAAAGCAGCUUUAGAAGCAAUUAAUGGUUUCAAUCUCUUUGGAAAUCAGGGCUGCUCUUGGUCUGUUAUAUUUGUGGAUUUUGAUGCCCAUAACCGUAACAGACAGACUCUCUGUUCAUUGCUACCCCGAGAGUCAAGGUCUCAUAAUACUGAUGCAGCUCUUUUGGCCUGUCUCAGUUAUCCUGCAUUUGCUUUGGAUGAUGAGGUUUUGUUCAGUCAAACACUAGAUAAAAUUAUUAGAAAACUGAAAGGAAAAUAUGGGUUUAAAAGAUUUCUGAGAGAUGGGUACAGAACAGCGCUGGAGGACAAAACACGACGUUAUUAUAAACCAGCAGAAAUUAAGCUUUUUGAUGGCAUUGAGUGUGAAUUCCCUCUGUUUUUUAUUUUCAUGAUAAUUGAUGGAGUUUUUAGAGGAAAUCCUGCACAAGUAAAGGAAUAUCAGGAUCUUCUGGAUCCUUUGCUUCAACAUACAUCUGAAGGGUGUCCUGUUGUACCCAAGUACUACUAUGUACCAGCUGAUUUUGUUGAACUGGAAAAGAAGAACCCUGGCAGUCAGAAACGGUUUCCUAGUAACAAUGGACGUGAUGGAAAGUUUUUCUUGUGGGGACAGGCGGUUUACAUCAUUGCAAAACUCCUGGCUGACAAAUUAGUAAGUCCUAAAGAUAUUGACCCUAUUGGACGUUAUGUACCUCCACAAGAUCAGCGGAAUGUUAGCAUGAGAUUUUCGAAUCAGGGUCCUUUAGAAAAUGAUUUGGUAGUACAUGUGGCCCUGAUAGCAGAAAGUCAGCGCCUACAAGUUUUUCUGAACACGUAUGGAAUCCAAACUCAGACCCCCCAGCAGGUGGAACCAAUUCAAAUAUGGGCUCAAAAAGAACUUGUCAAAGCUUACUUCCAUUUGGGAGUCAAUGACAAACUGGGAUUAUCUGGAAGACCGGACAGGCCUAUAGGAUGCCUUGGAACAUCAAAGAUUUAUCGAAUACUAGGAAAGACUGUGGUUUGCUACUCGAUCAUUUUUGAUCUAAGUGAUUUCUACAUGUCUCAGGAUGUUAUGAUGUUGAUUGAUGACAUUAAGAAUGCACUGCAGUUCAUUAAGCAGUACUGGAAAAUGCAUGGUCGUCCACUGUUCGUUGUACUUAUCCGUGAAGACAAUAUAAGAGGGAGCAGAUUCAAUCCUAUACUGGAUAUGUUGGCAGCCUUUAGGAAGGGAAUUGUUGGAGGAGUGAAAGUUCAUGUUGACAGAGUACAGACAUUAAUAUCUGGAGCAGUUGUUGAACAACUUGACUUCCUAAGAAUCACUGAAACAGAAGAGGCUCCCGUAUUUAAGAGUUUGGAGGAGUUGGAUCUUCCAAAACAUUCGAAAGUCAAGAGACAGUCUAGUACUCCAAAUGCUUCUGACCUUGAGCAGCAACCCGAUGUAAACAUUAAUGACUGGAAAACCAAGUCAACAUAUGAGAUCCUGCAGAAACUUAAUGACUGCAAUUGCCUAGCAAGUCAAGCAUUACUCUCAGGUAUAUUGCUUAAAAGGGAAGGACCGAAUUUUAUCACCAAGGAAGGUACUGUUGCUGAGCAUAUUGAAAGAAUCUAUAGACGAGCUGGCAGCAAAAAGCUCUGGUCUGUUGUGCGCUUCGCAGCAAGUCUUUUAGGUAAACUAGUGGACAGCCUUGCACCAUCUAUUACUAAUGUUUUAGUUCAGGGCAAGCAGGUGACACUUGGAGCUUUUGGCCAAGAGGAAGAAGUUAUUUCUAAUCCCUUAUCCCCAGGAGUGAUUAAGAACAUAAUCCCUGAACUUUUCAGUGGCAUGCUGAAGAUACGAGUUGGAUGGAUUAUCCAUGCUAUGAAGUAUGAAUUGAAAAUCCGUGCUGGGGAUAUGCCAGCCAAGGACUUAUACCAGAUGUCCCCUAGUGAAGUGAAGCAGCUUCUGCUGGAUAUUCUUCAACCGCAGCAGCAGGGGAGAAGCUGGCUAAACCGAAGACAGAUAGACGGUUCUCUCAAUCGAACUCCUGCUGGAUUCUAUGAUCGUGUGUGGCAGAUCUUGGAGAGAACCCCUAAUGGUUUAAUAGUGGCAGGGAAAUUUUUACCACAGCAACCAACCUUAUCAGAUAUGACGAUGUAUGAAAUGAACUUUUCCCUUCUAGUUGAAGAUAUGCUGCAAAAUAUCGACCAGCCGGAAUACAGGCAAAUUAUUGUAGAGUUGUUGAUGGUUAUAUCUGUUAUUCUGGAGAGAAAUCCUGAGCUAGAGUUCCAGGACAAAGUGGACUUGGACAAAGUGGUGCAAGAAGCAUUUCAUGCCUUUCAGAAAGAUCACAGCAGUCCAAGGGGAGCUGAAAAACAAGAUGACAUGACGGCAUUCUACAACACUCACCCCAUGGGAAAAAAGGGAACGUGCAGCUACUUGAGUAAGGCUGUGAUCGCGCUAUUGCUGGAAGGGGAAAUGAAACCAAGCAAUGAUGAUCCCUGUACCAUUAGCUAAAGCUUGAAACGCAACAUAGGAAUUGUUGGUUUAUUUAGCGUUCUAUGUAUUUUUCAUGCAUAUAUUAAAAGUACUGUUUUAAAGAGUAGCCCUGGCUAGUAAUACAAAUACAUACUGUUCUUUGCUGAAAGAAGU
Messenger RNA from Charadrius vociferus (killdeer), 3309 nucleotides. RefSeq names its product phosphorylase kinase, beta (gene PHKB). The transcript is spliced from 32 exons. Gene Ontology annotation, biological process: glycogen metabolic process. Lineage: Eukaryota; Metazoa; Chordata; Aves; Charadriiformes; Charadriidae. Gene Ontology annotation, molecular function: calmodulin binding. The coding region runs from base 1 to 3174 and encodes 1057 amino acids. The record is from RefSeq and is a predicted model, not a curated record. Gene Ontology annotation, cellular component: phosphorylase kinase complex.